UUGUUUGCUCUCCGGCCCAUGGAGACAGGAGGAUCGAGUGUUGGGGGGCCUUCGCCAAGCCCUUCCAAGAGACACGGGAAACAAACAAGCCGGAGGAGGUGCAGAGAUCAGGAUCCAGAUGUUCGCCUCUCAAAAGCCCUCUCUUAUGCCUUGCGCCAUGGUGCAGACAAGCUGGGGUUACAGAUGGGGCCUGAUGGUUUUGUGGACGUAGCAGAGAUCCUCCGUUUGCCCCAGUUUAAGGCUUGGUGCCUGGACGAUGUGCAGCGCAUUGUGGAGACAAACGACAAGCAACGUUUCGCUGUGCGGCCACACCCUUCCGAUGGACGACCCCAGAUCCGUGCCAAUCAAGGGCACUCGCUGAAGGUAUCAGAGUUGGAACUGAUUCCUUUGCUGGACCUCACAGACUUCCCAGAGACAGUGGCCCAUGGCACGUAUCUGCACCACUGGCCAGCAAUAAGGAGUAAGGGCUUGUCCCGGAUGGGGAGAACGCACAUCCACUUGGCGCCAGGAUUGCCAGGGGACAAGGCUGUCCUCAGCGGAAUAAGAAACAACUGUGAGGUGGCCAUAAUCAUUGAUGUAGCCAAAGCUCUGGCAGACGGAAUCACUUUUUACCGCUCAGCCAACAAUGUCAUCCUCACACCCGGUGAUGCCAAUGGGCUGCUGGCCCCCUGCUACUUCCGGGAAGCACUGCAGCUCCGGCCCAUUCGAUGCCAGCUUUCUCUUGAGUAACCCAUCACCACACUAGGAUUGUCCUCUUCUACCUCAUCUCCUCUCCUCCAUGAGAUUAUUUAUUACUUAAACAUCACUAUUUAAAUCUA
Molecule: messenger RNA, 818 nt
Organism: Heteronotia binoei (common prickly gecko)
Lineage: Eukaryota; Metazoa; Chordata; Lepidosauria; Squamata; Gekkonidae
Gene: TRPT1
Product: tRNA phosphotransferase 1
Exons: 7
Coding region: 19-729 (236 amino acids)
Biological process (GO): tRNA splicing, via endonucleolytic cleavage and ligation
Molecular function (GO): tRNA 2'-phosphotransferase activity
Source: RefSeq, a predicted model, not a curated record